This is a messenger RNA of Patella vulgata (common limpet), 4473 nucleotides long. RefSeq lists its product as uncharacterized. NCBI's taxonomy places the organism in Eukaryota, Metazoa, Mollusca, Gastropoda, Patellidae. Bases 180 to 2504 code for a protein of 774 amino acids. The record is from RefSeq and is a predicted model, not a curated record. The transcript has 12 exons.
AUUAAUUUCUUUCCCAUGUUUAUAGUCUUCUCUACAUGCACUUUUUAAAAUCGAUUUAGAUGUAAAAGAGACAAUGAAAUUGGAAUGUGAUGUCAUAUCAAAAAACCAAAGUUCCAAAUUGUGCAUGUUGAUGAAGAAUUAAUGUCAAAUAACUGAGACAGUGAAUACAUCCCACAAAAAUGGCUGAAAUUAUGGUAGAUGAAGAAACUGAGCACAUUGCAAUUGUAGAAUAUUUGUGUGAAGUCUGUGGGUUGAAGAAUGACAGAUCAGCAAGAAUGGCAUCCAUGACAGUUUUAUCUGAUCUUCUUCGAUCGGUUCACGUUUCACCAACAACUAGACAAAUCUGUUUACAGGCUGGGAUAUUGACAAAUUUAGAAGACAUUUUGGAUUUGGCUACUGCCGUUUCACCUCUUGAUGGCAUGAAUAUAUUACUCUUGAUGUUAGCUCUACAAAUUCUGUGGUUGCUGUCAAUGGCUCAUGUCUGUCAACAAGAACCAAUGACAAAUUCACAAUUUAUCAGUAAAAUCAUGGCUUUGAUUCGACUCACAAACAGCCCUCUUUUGAAAUUUACCUCUGCUAGUACAACUUGCUUGAAGAAAUUAUGUGAAGGGAAACAUCUCGUUGGACAAAUCGGAGAAGACUUCAGAUCCGUUGAUUUUAGCGUAAUUCCCAGCAAUUCGAAAGAUCCAGUGGAACAAGCAAGUAUUGCUGCUUGUAGUCCGACUGCUUGGGAGUGUCGUCUGUUUGAUACAAGCGGAUCUCAAGAUGUUAAUGUUACAGAACACUUUCUCCGGAAUGGCCAUGGAUUGGCCACACAAAGUACCAACAGCUUCCCAGAAGAAUCCUGGAAAGAUAUUUUAGUUACACAUGUUGUGGCAGGUCCAUAUUUCUGGUGCCAGAUAGGCGAAAAAGUCAUCCUUACUGCCAAAAAGAUAGAACUUUUAUUAGCGUCUGAAGAAUUAGAACAAUGCAUGGCAACGGUUGGAGAAUAUCUGGUUGUUAAGCAUGAUGAUACGUUCAUCAGAUGUAAAGUUUUGAAUAACUAUGGUAGCUAUGUGGUUGUUUUGGCUAUAGAUUAUGGGAUGGUUGUUAUGGUAACUGAGGACAUGAUAUUUAAGAUGCCACUGUGUACUGGGGUUCUGUAUUAUAAAGCUCAAGCCCAACUUUGCUGUUUGUCAGGAGUCUCUCCGCCCCUACUGGACCACAACAUUCAACAAAUGGCCAUAAGUAUAUUAUGUAAUCUAUCGAGACAUAAAGUCAUGGUGGGUAAAUUAUUGAAGAAUUUGGGUAUUUUUGAUAUACUUAAAGUGACUUUGUUUUGUCCAGUCCCAUGUUUGAUUAUCCAGUCUUUGGAUUUAAUCAACAAUCUGAUAAACAACCCUAGAAUAGGGUACAAGAUUUCAACUGUACAAACUUUGAAAUGGUUGUUAGAGGUGUGUGACAGUAUAUCUAAUAUAGAUAUCAGUAGAGAUGAUGAAGAGAAGAUAGCCUAUAAUUCUUUAAUUUGUGUAUGUUCUAUAAUUUAUCAGCACAGAGCAAGACGGAAUGACCUAUAUCAACUUCAAGGGUUGGAGAAAACAUUGAAAAUAAUGUGUAGAUUUCCCAAUCCGUCAUUUGUCUAUAAACGAGGGGUGCGUCUAUUGAAGAAUUAUAUGAUAACUUUAGACAGAUCAGUUUACGAUAAAAAGGAGACAGAUAAAAAAGAUGGAGGGGAAAAACCGAAUUCAAAGUCAAGUGUCAAAUUAAAGGACAAUGAUUCUCAUAUUUUCAAGCCUGUUGAUUUCAAGGAUGAGGAACAUUCUAGUGAUGAAGAAUAUUAUCAACCAACUGAAUCACACAGAUUUAAAAUAUCAGAUGAUGAGGAUGAUGAAAAUGAUGAUAUACAAACUGUUAACGCAGGACAGAAACCAAAUCCAUUAGAUAGAGAACAGUUUUAUAUACUCAAUUCUAACACGGGAUUGGAGAAUACUACAACUGUUGAACUAUUAACGAGUUGCUCACUCUCGUCUGUAUCUCCAGAUUUCCUUGCAGAAAUUACUUGCGGCAUGUUUAAUACAGGGAAAGGUGGAACUAUCUGUUUUGGGAUAGAAAGUGACGGUGUAGUAUUUGGUUUAUAUUUAGCACGGGAAGAAAGAGAUAAUUUUCGUGUUGGAGUUGAUAAAAUGAUGAACGAGAGAUUAAAACCGGCCAUCUUACAUUAUCAAUUCUCAGUGACAUACGUACCGGUUGUUAAGGAAAACCCCCAAACUGAAUCUUUAACACCUUUAGAAGAUGUUUAUGUUGUAGAGAUAUAUUUAGAAAGUAAACCAGAUAUUUUCUACAGCUGUAAUAAAGGACAAUGCUUUUAUAGAUUUGGUGAUAAAACAAAUCGUCUUAAUACACAGGAAGUUCGACAGCUGGUUGUUUUAGAAGAAGAAGCCUUGUUUAAAAAGGAGAUCCAUGCAUUACAGAGUAAACUCAGUUCAAUAAAACAUCAUUUAUAUUGUGAAGAUAACAAUUCAUAGGUCAUGAUGUCUGCUAGUAUUUGAGAGAGUGAGGUCAUAGGCCAGGAAGUUUGCUAGUAUUUAAUAACUGCUAGUAUUUGAGAGAGAGAGUGAGGUCAAAGGUCAGGAAGUAUUUAAUAACUGCUAGUAUUUGAGGAAGUUAGAGUGAGGUAACAAAUCAUUAAAUCUGCUAAUGUUUGAGGGAGUGAGGUCAUAGGCCAGGAUGUAUGCUAGUAUUUAAUAACAUAAUUUCACAAAUUAAAAAAUAUGUGUACUAAUAAGAAAAGAUAAUUUUGGAGUUAGUCACGAUUGACAGAGACGCCUAGCAGUGCAGCAUGGAUUGUCUGCUCGAGGAAGUAAUUAAGUUGUUGGCUUUUAUGAUUGUUUUGUAUUCCUGAAUCCUAUCUACUAUGGAUUUUUGUUAGAAUUAUCUGCUGGAGACCUCCAGAGAUUGUAUUUCUUUGUGGAUAAUUUACAAUUUUUAGCGUUUGGAAUACUAAAAUUUCAUCCAGCAACAUUAGAAUGAAAGCGAUUUUCAUAUGAUAAUAGAGAAAUCUGAAUAUAUAUUUUUAGGCAGCUGAUAUCAAAUAUUUUAAAAAGUGUUUUACGUUUUAAGACAACAAUACUCCAAAAGAUAUUGUUUCCUUCUGUAUUGAUACAUUUCAAAGAGAUACAUUUUAUACUGUUAAUGUGCCAAAUCCCGGGCGAGUGCCUUUCUUAGAGUUCGAGAGAGAUGCGGGCAAGAGACAGCCGGGCUGAUCAAUAUUAUAAUAUUACAUGAGGUAUUGUUAUUAUUAUUAUAACCUUUGUCAUGUAUGCAACGAAUUUUUUUGUUAUUGGUCCAUAUUCUCAGAUGAUAUCUGAUAUAUUUUUUGUUUUUAUAUAGAAGCUUUAUUUGUUACUCUUGUUUUUGUAUUGGGAUAUUUUCGGUUAAGGCAACUGAACUAAAGUAACCUUUAGUGUUGAAAUGUUAUAUAUCUAUUGUUGAUGUUGUAUAUUAUAUGCAUGUUUAUCUAUCAAAAUAUCAAAACCAUUGUUUAUGUAUCAAAACCAUUGUUUAUGUAUCAAAACCGUAUCAAAACCAUUGUUUAUGUAUCAAAACCAUUGUUUAUGUAUCAAAACCAUUGUUUAUGUAUCAAAACCAUUGACAGGAGUCAAAUACACAAUAAGUGUAAGAAUGAUCCACUUUCAGACAUCAAAUAAAAGAGACAGAUAUAUGAUAUGCAAGUCAUUUUAAAUCUUUAUUUACCCAGGUUGUUUAAAUAGAACUCUAGUAGUUUUAACCUGUGGUGCUUGGGCUAGUUACGGCCCUGCUUCAGUCUCCCUAAGACGGUAGUAGUAGUUACGAUCUAAGUCUGAAGAAGCAAAAUUCGUAUGGACUUUUGUGUCAACCGUGCAAAAUCUCCAUUUCCGAACCCCCUUCGUACUGAGGCCGAAGACAUCAUCGAUUCUUUAUUUUGGCUUUUUCCGUUUCAAUUUUAGGAUUCUUUCGUUUCAUUAGUUAUUUUAUUAUUUUCCCUACGCUUAUUGAAAAUUACUCGUAUGUUUAUCCCCAAACCUUACUUUUUUCCCCUUUCUAUCCAACCGCGACAUGUACAGAUUCGUCCACGGUGCUGCUUCUAGCAACGCUUGGCAUGUCUAAAGAUUUUCUUUGUCGACAAAAACUGACUACACCAAAAGCAACGCCAUAUUUUUACCUCACGCAUAUGCUUUAGAAUGGGUUUCAUGCGAAAAGCUUGUGAAGUUAUUAAACUCAUGUGUCGUGGUACAAUUUUGGUAAAAAGUAUGACCAGUCACAAUUAGUGACCGUACAUUUAAAACCAAUAAUGAAUUUCUUUUAUCUUUACAUAAUGACAUUAAAAACAAGUAAGAUUUAUGGAAAGAACGAUCCCGUUCAAAUAAAAAAUGGGCUGUGCAUUUCUUUUUUUGAAGAGUAUAUUUUAUUUAUUAUACAGUUAAUUUUAAACACGUAUCAUAUUCAAUUUUAAUC